AUGGCAAAUAGUUACAUCAGGAUCAACAAAAUUUCAAGAGGAAGAGAUACAAUUGUACUUGGUAGAGUGAUAGGAGACGUAUUGGAUCCAUUCACAAGAUCUAUUAACCUAAGAGUGGUUUACAACACUAGAAGUGUUAUCAUGACUUUAAUAUUUAUUACCUGCUCCAUCUCAAUUUAUAUGUAUAAAAAUCUCUUUCAUUAUAUGAUUUUGCAAUUCACUUAUUUAAUUAUUUGUUGUGUUUUAGGCAAUGAAGUUGUAUCAUAUGAGAGCCCACGUCCUAAUAUGGGAAUACAUCGGUUUAUUUUUGUGCUAUUUCCUCAAUUGCGUCGAGAAAAUUUCUAUGCUCCUCGAAGUCGGCAGAAUUUCAAUACAAGAGAAUUUGCACAACUUUACAAUCUUGGCCUUCCUGUUGCUGCUGUUUACUUUAAUAUAUAUUUGCACAACUUAUAUAAUAUAUCCAAGAAAUAA
Messenger RNA from Lycium barbarum (goji berry), 471 nucleotides. Its product is annotated as protein VERNALIZATION 3-like. Bases 1 to 471 code for a protein of 156 amino acids. The record is from RefSeq and is a predicted model, not a curated record. The transcript has 3 exons. Lineage: Eukaryota; Viridiplantae; Streptophyta; Magnoliopsida; Solanales; Solanaceae.